Messenger RNA from Saccostrea echinata, 1191 nucleotides. Its product is annotated as RNA-binding protein with serine-rich domain 1-B-like. Gene Ontology annotation, molecular function: RNA binding. The transcript is spliced from 6 exons. The record is from RefSeq and is a predicted model, not a curated record. The coding region runs from base 38 to 805 and encodes 255 amino acids. Gene Ontology annotation, cellular component: cytoplasm; nucleoplasm; ASAP complex. Gene Ontology annotation, biological process: mRNA splicing, via spliceosome. Lineage: Eukaryota; Metazoa; Mollusca; Bivalvia; Ostreida; Ostreidae.
GGGUGUAAUCGGCGUCUAUAAUACUUUUGCUUUUAAAAUGGUUCGAAGCCAAAGCAAAAGUAGGGAAAGGAAGAAGAGUGGUUCAGAACGAGGUCGAGAGAGGAAAAGGAAGAAUUCUUCUAGUAGUGGAUCAGGCUCCAGCACGUCCCGCUCCCGCAGUAGGUCUGGAUCUUCCUCUUCAUCAAGCAGCAGUUCCAGUGGGAGUUCUGAUAGCAGUUCCUCCAGAUCAGGCAGUUCUAGUUCCAGUCGCUCCUCUUCAAGCCAGAGUGGGAAAGGAAGAGGAGGAAAAGCAUCAAAAAGACAGCAGUCAGAAUCACCAAAGAGAAGAAAGAAGAGCCCAGAACCUAAGCCUACAAAGGUUCACAUCGGAAAGUUAACACGGAAUGUGAAUAAAGAUCACAUCAUGGAGAUUUUUUCCAAUUAUGGCAGCAUCAAAAACAUAGAUAUGCCCUUAGACAGAGUGCAUUCUAACUUUAGUAAAUUAUUUGCAUAUAUUGAAUAUGAAUCUCCAGAGGAAGCAGAAAAGGCUGUGAAAUAUAUGGAUGGAGGUCAAAUUGAUGGACAAGAAAUUUCAGCAAGUGCUGUGUUGGCAGCUAGACCAGCAAGACCACUGCCACGAAGAAGUCCUCCCAGAAAUAGAGGUCCACCACCAAGGUGGGGCCGUCCAGCCUCCCCAAGAUACAGGGAUAGAAGAAGGACACCACCUCCAAGACGAAGAAGUCCACCACCAAGGCGGCGCUCCAGAUCCAGGUCCCCUGCCAAGAGGAGGAGAUAUAGUCGAUCAAGCUCCAGUUCAUCUCGAUAAAAAGAUAUCAUCCACUUAUUAUUCAUAGCAUCAUGCUUAAUGUUCAAGGCUUCAUUCAGACAUUUCUUGCAAUAGUGACAGUGUUACACAUACACAUACCUUCUCAUUUUUGUCGAUUUUUUUCUCAGAUCAAUGAGGAUAAAGUGGGAUAAAGUGGUUUUUAGUAAGAUGUGCUCUGUCUUUCCAUCAGACCUACAUUCUUGUAUAAACUUGUUUUAAAUAAAAUUAAUGGUAAUCUUAAUUGUCUAUGUGAUUUGUGUCCAAGAUUGCUUAGAUACAUGUAGAUUUAACGAAAUUUUUUUGUUUGUUACAUUUAUUUAAAACAUGAUACAUUUUCUUUUGUCCAACCAUGAAGAAAGCCAUUAAAAAACAUAAUUAAGUGAAAA